This is a messenger RNA of Neltuma alba, 561 nucleotides long. Its product is annotated as heavy metal-associated isoprenylated plant protein 39-like. The coding region runs from base 94 to 477 and encodes 127 amino acids. NCBI's taxonomy places the organism in Eukaryota, Viridiplantae, Streptophyta, Magnoliopsida, Fabales, Fabaceae. Gene Ontology annotation, molecular function: metal ion binding. The transcript has 3 exons. The record is from RefSeq and is a predicted model, not a curated record.
UCGCUUCGUCCCAUCUUCAAUCAUCUCCAUCUCUUUCUCUUCAAGUUCUUAUCAGCAACGCUUUCUUAGCCCUCCCACAUUCCAACAGAAGAUAUGAAGAAAAUAGUGUUGAAGGUGGAAUUAUACGAUGAAAGAAUCAAGAAGAGAGCCAUGAAGGCGGUCUCUGGCAUUCCAGGAGUUGAGUCAGUGUCGGCGGACAUGAAGGCAAACACAUUGACUUUGAUCGGAGACAUAGAUCCUGUGUGUGCAGUGUGGAAGCUGAGGAAGGUGUCUCCCACAGAGAUAGUUUCAGUGGGAGCAGCCAAAGAAGAGAAGAAAAAGGAAGAACCUAAGAAGCCAGAACCCAAGAAGGAAGAGAAAAAAGAAGAACCAAAAGUGGUUGUGCCGUGCUAUGAAUAUUAUUAUCCAAUAAGACCCCACCCAUAUUGCUAUGUGACUUGUGUUGAGGAAAUUCCUAAUCCCUGUGUCAUUUUGUAAUUUUGCACCUUUUGAACUUUGAUUUCAGAGCCAAAGAAGAGAAGAAAAAGAAGAACCUGAGAACCCAGAACCCAGGAAGGAAGA